GCGGCGGCUCAGGGCACCGGGGCCUUUUGUUUGGAGCGGCGGCGGGGGCCCCGGAGCGGCGAGGCCGGCGGCCUGCCCCUGCUUGCUCGGUCCCUGCCGCCCCUCGCGGGGGUAGGGGGCCGCCCCCUGGGCCGGGCCUAGCUUUAGGCGCCGCCGCCCCGCCCUUAGCCCGCCCAGCCCGGCCUGAGGGGAGGAACCGGCCCGGCCUCCCCGCUUGCCCCAGAGCCUCCUCUGGAGUCGCAGCUACAGCCCUCCGCGCGCCGGACCAGAGGCUACCCCUCGCCCCUCAGGCAGACGCCAUGAAGAUCAAGGAUGCCAAGAAACCCUCUUUCCCAUGGUUUGGCAUGGACAUCGGUGGAACUCUGGUAAAGCUAUCAUAUUUUGAACCUAUUGAUAUCACAGCAGAGGAAGAACAAGAAGAAGUUGAGAGCUUAAAAAGUAUCCGGAAAUAUUUGACUUCUAAUGUGGCAUAUGGAUCCACUGGUAUUCGGGAUGUGCACCUUGAACUGAAAGAUUUAACACUUUUUGGCCGGAGAGGGAACUUGCACUUUAUCAGAUUUCCAACCCAGGACCUGCCUACUUUUAUACAAAUGGGAAGAGAUAAAAACUUCUCAACAUUACACACGGUGCUAUGUGCUACAGGAGGUGGUGCUUACAAGUUUGAAGAAGAUUUCCGCACAAUUGGAAACCUCCACCUGCACAAGCUGGAUGAACUUGACUGCCUUGUGAAGGGCUUGCUGUAUAUAGAUUCUGUCAGUUUCAAUGGACAAGCAGAGUGCUAUUAUUUUGCCAAUGCCUCAGAACCUGAGAGGUGCCAAAAGAUGCCUUUUAACCUGGAUGAUCCCUAUCCGCUCCUGGUAGUGAACAUUGGUUCGGGAGUCAGUAUUUUAGCAGUCCAUUCCAAAGACAGCUAUAAACGAGUAACCGGAACAAGCCUUGGAGGGGGUACCUUUCUGGGUUUAUGUAGCUUGUUGACUGGCUGUGAAAGUUUUGAAGAGGCUCUUGAAAUGGCAUCGAAAGGUGACAGCACACAAGCUGACAAACUCGUCCGUGAUAUUUACGGGGGAGAUUAUGAAAGAUUUGGUCUGCCUGGUUGGGCUGUUGCAUCUAGUUUUGGGAAUAUGAUAUAUAAGGAGAAGCGAGAAUCUGUUAGUAAAGAAGAUCUAGCAAGAGCUACUUUAGUUACUAUCACCAAUAACAUUGGUUCUAUAGCACGAAUGUGUGCUGUUAAUGAGAAAAUAAACAGAGUUGUCUUUGUUGGAAACUUUUUGCGUGUCAAUACUCUCUCAAUGAAACUUUUGGCAUAUGCACUGGAUUAUUGGUCAAAGGGUCAGCUGAAAGCAUUAUUUCUGGAGCAUGAGGGAUAUUUUGGAGCCGUCGGUGCACUUCUUGGUCUGCCAAAUUUCAGCUAAAGUAUCAGGUUUAUCUCUGCUAAUGUCAUUCAAGAGGAACUGAAAACCAGAGGCAUUAUUACUGAGUUAUUUUUCACUGGGAACCAAAGGAUAAAAGAGUAGCACUCCUCCUGUUGAUUUUUAAAUGUCAGAAUGGUAAGCUGCUAAAUGUUGCCAUGUUAUAAAGAGAGCUCCAGUAACAUGAAAUAUUUCUAAUUGGAUUGCUUUUCUUUCUGUAUAUAGCCAGUGUUAAAUCCUUAAAUGCAAUACAGCCUCUGAUGAUUGAGCUUCCUCUCAAAAAGACUUUAUUUUAUGUAGCCAGCAUUGCAGUCCUGUAUGUUCAAAGAUGAAUCUUAAAGUCUCAGAAAUGUUUCGCUCAUGAAAAUAAUUGAUUCUGAAUGUUUGUUACAAGUCUGUUCUGUGUGUGUUUUGGUUACUAAUACAUGGAUAGUAACAUACCCUGUGUGGAAACUUAUUGAAAUGGCAAUUAAAGAUAAUCAUUUUUAUGUGAUUUUAGAAAUGUUAAGGAAAUAUUAAUUUUUCAUUAUUGUUUUCCAGACAUAUCUUCUCCCAAAAAGUGUGUUUAUGUGAUCUACCCCCAGAAGUAUAACCUCUUUCAAAUGCCAUAAUUUAAUUGAAAUACUGUUGUUAAACAUUACCCGGAAUUUCAGGGUGAACCCUAGGAAAUGCACAUAAUUGGCAAUACUGCAUUUUUUGUAUUUUGAGUUUAUCAGUACAUUUUAAAAUGUUUUUUAAUUGGAGGCUUAAUUACUUACUUGAAAAUCUGUUUGUUGAGGUUCCAGGAUGAUUCAAAUGGGUUGUAGUUUAUGUGUAUUGGUAGGGUUCUGUUCUCUUUCUACACCACAUCUAUCUUAGGCCCAGAGUUAGUUAGCCAUUUCUAUUUAAUUAGUUCUGAAGCAUCAAAGCUAAAGACUUUCUUUUAUGAACAGCAACAAAACAUUUAUUCUGAACGGAUAUUAUGGAAAUCUAAAGGACAAAUGGUUUUGAAACUGGGAAUCUGAGGCAUUAUUGCAGAAUUAUGAAAGGAUCAUUGUAUAUUCUGGUAAUAAAAACAUUAUAGUUCCAAAAUUUGUAUAUCCUUUUGCCUUGGAAUUCUCUAUUUUGAAGUCAUUAUAAAUAAUGUUAUAAAUUUUUUCAGAUGUUUACUUUUGCAAUAACAUUUUGGAGGUCCAAUAAUAGUUCAGCGAAGUUUUCUGAGACUGUUAGUGAUGAUUUAGGUAGUUGAAAGACUUGGGAAAAUUGGGAAAAAAAUAAUUCACUUCCUUAAAUUACAUCUGGAUGUAAUCUGGAUAUAUUUUGAAAAUCUGGAUGUACUUUGAAGAGCUUAAAACUUGUUUACAGAAAGAAAGAAGUAUUACGAUGUGUACAGUUUUGCUCCGAAAAGAACAAUUUUCAGUUCGCUCUCAAGAGCUGCUUGAUAAAGGUAUUUCUCAAGUUUUGCACUCAAAUACUUAAACUUCAGUUUUCCUUUAUCUGUAGACAUGAACAUGUGAGUAAUAGAAGUAAUGUUCAGAGGGGAAAGCAUGUGAAAGUAAUUUUUUAGAAUUUAGAAUAUUUGGAACUUUGAAUUCAUUUCAGUCCGUGGUCAUUUUGAAAAUCUACAAUGAUUAAACAUUUUCUACUUAAAUAAGUUUCCAUUUUGUGACUAGAUAUUUCAGCCCAAAGCUGUCUGUUUAUUUUAGAAUUUUGUGAUUUGGGCAUCUGUACAAAAAGACUUUGCUUUUAAAUAAUAGCUUUAAGUUUUACACUUGUGACAAACUGUAUGUUAGCAAUUACAGGUUUGGGGCCGUCUUUAAAAAGGAAAUAGAAUGGUAAAAUUAUAUAAAAUUUAAUUUGAUCAAUACUUUGGUUAAUUUGGAACUAUGAUUCAUACUUUCUGUGUUUUGAACCUGAAGCUCUGCCUGCUAAAAUGCAUAUAAAGUGAAUGACUUGGCUUUUCUCUUGUACAGUCUAGGAUGACUGGAAUAACUAAUAAGUAUUUCUUAUAAGAACAUAGAGUUGUGAUGAAGGCUGCCAAGAUUCAAGUUUUUUAUUACGAUCCCAGGAAAAUGCUUGUAAGCAUAUAGUGGUAAAUAGGUUUGGUUCUAAUCCCAGUCAGCUUAAUGCUUCAGAGCUCUUAAGUACUUGAACAGUGCUGUCUAAUAGAAAUCAAUAUGAGAAAUCAAUGUCAUUUUGUGUUUUCUAAUAGGCACAUUUGAAAAAUAAAAAGAAACAGAUGAAAUUCUUUUAAAUUACAUAUUUUUAUUUAAUGCAGUGUAUGUUACCAUUUCAACAUGUAAUACAUUAAAAAAGUUAUGUAGGAGUUUUUUAAAGGGUUAUUGCUACUUAGUGUUCAAAGUCAGCGUGUACUUCACACUUACAACACAACUCAAUUUAGACUAACCCAUUUCAAGCUUUCAGUAACCACAUUUGAGUAGUGGUUACUGUACUAGUGUAGUUUCUGGAACUAGUUCUUAAAACUGUGAAUAUGGGAACCUAAUUUUUUAAAAACAAAAAGAGGGAAAAGAAGUACCUUGUUUGGCCUAGUUUAUUUUACUCAGGCUGUAUUUCUGACCAUUCUAAAAAUUAUCUUACAUUGUGUUCUGCCAUCUCGUUAUAGUAUGUAACAUUCUUCUAAUGAUACUAAUAAAAUUGCCCAAGACACAUGCUGACCAUCCUCAUCAGUCUAUCAAAAUGUGUAUUUCCUUCACUUAAGUAAAUGUUUAAGACUAAGUAAAUGUUUAAGACAUUCCAGUGUCUUAAACUCCCCCAACCCCCACCCCGGACAUCUUGUCUAACUGAACUCUGAGAAGUCUAAAGGACUAAAAAGAGACCCUUUUAAUUCUUCAUUGAGUUCCGUACACACAAAGAGAAUCACUUUUGUAUUUGAUUUUCACUUUUAAACCCCAGCAAUAACAUUUUCAAAUGCAGGGAGCACUGUCUGUUUUGGGGCUGGGUAAAGAGCCCAAGGUCUUGAACCUUACACCACCACUACCACCAUCCCUUCCCACAGAUUACCUUUUAACUAGACUUGGAGAAUUAAUGGUCUUCUGUUCUACACCCUAACUUCUCCCAAGACAGCGUACUUGUAGACCUCUUUGUUUCUUGAAAUGGGUAUCCCCUAGUCAGCUACUGUAGUUUAAAUAGGUGGACUCUUAGUUUAGAUGAAGUUAGUGCCAUCAUCAGUGAUAUAUAUUUUGUCUUGAUAGUCCUUCUAGAAGUUCAGAUUGUUUGCCAGAUGUUAGACUUUAUAAAGAUAACUGAGUUUUUUACCUUGGUGUGCAAAUGUGUUUGUUGUAUUUUAAGCACCAGUUCCUAAAAGACCAUUUCUGUAAGAAAAAUGAUGUAGCUCUAAGGGAAGAGAUGUCUUCUGUGUCCAGCGGUACUCUUGCCUUCUAAGAUCAGUCCACCACAUCUUGCCUUGAUUUCUAAGAUUACAUUCUUGGGUGGAAAGCUUAGCGAGGCAGUAGUUUCCAAAUGUCCUUUAUAACCACUCUGCUGAUUAUAUGCAAAGUUUUUUAUAUCUUGUUUAUUUUUUUUCUUUUGAGCACUUUAUGCUUUUUAGUCUGUUGCAUUUGAGAGUGGUUUAGAAAUUUUUUCUCUUCUAAAAGCCAUGUAAAAACUGAUAAAGGAUAAUCACUAGAAAAAUGAGUAUGUGUUAUUUUGUAUUUAACUUAUUUGUUUUGUGGUAUGUAUAAGCAAGAUAUUAGAAAUGUACUGCAUUUUUGUAAUAAUACUUUUUGACCUUAAUUUAACAUGA
Molecule: messenger RNA, 5151 nt
Organism: Odocoileus virginianus texanus
Lineage: Eukaryota; Metazoa; Chordata; Mammalia; Artiodactyla; Cervidae
Gene: PANK3
Product: pantothenate kinase 3
Biological process (GO): coenzyme A biosynthetic process
Cellular component (GO): nucleus; cytosol
Molecular function (GO): pantothenate kinase activity; ATP binding
Source: RefSeq, a predicted model, not a curated record